GCUCUCUUCAGUUGUCCUCCGCGGAGCUUCAUGUGCGGGUGAGAAUGUCGGGAUCACCGAGGCUCGUGCAUCUCAUCACGGCUUUAUUCGUGUUUCUUUGCUAUAACGCAGCGGUGAACGGAGGGAAGAAAGCAAACUCUGACAAAUGCAACUACAAGGGAAUAUACUCGUCCAUCUCUGAUGAAACUGCUCGCAAACUUGGAGUCACAUUUCGAUAUGACAAUUGCUCUAUUAACUGGAAUCCAGUGGGUAAACACGCCAUCCAUGAGGUGAGGAACAUCACCUACAGUCAUCUGUCCUGUGACAGCCAGGCGGCCGUGGUGGUCCGAUGGAUGGCCAGUCCUCUCGGUAUUGAACACAUUCGAGGAUUCAGAGUAUAUUUGGAGGACAAAAAUCCUGAGGGAAAACAGUGUCAACAUCUGAUCCUCAAAGAUCCACGACAGCUUAACUUCUCUUAUAAAACUGCUAAGAUGAGCUCUCAACCGUUCACGGGUCUGGCCUUUGAGACGGACUACAUGGUCAGAAUUGUGCCGUUUCCUACCUUCCUGAACGACAGCUUCUUUCCUCCAUCAUUUCUCCGCACUAACAGUUGUGAAGUGCUGCUCGGUCCAGAUAAUCUCGUCUGUAAACCAUUCUGGAAGCCAAAGAUACUCAGUGUUUCUCAGCUGGGUUCUAAUUUGCAUAUUGUGUUUGACCACGCCCCCUCCACGUUUGGCUUCAGCAUUUAUUACCUGUAUUACAAGCUGAGACAGGAAGUUCCCUUCAGACUCAAACGCUGCAAACCUGAACCAAACAGUCCCAGAACUACAUGUGUUUUACAAGACGUCACACCAGGAACUUAUGCCAUCGAGCUCCGUGAUGAUAACAACACAACUAGAAAACAGACGCAGUAUCACGUGAGCCAAGUUCAUUCUCCGUGGGCCGGACCGAUCCGUGCCAUGGCCAUCACCGUCCCUCUGGUCAUCUUGUCAGCAUUUGCUACACUCUUCACCGUCAUGUGUCGGAAGAAACAACAAGAGAACAUCUAUUCCCACCUGGAUGAAGAAAGUUCAGAGUCUUCCUCUCAGACCACCGCUCUAAAUGCUGACAGGCCUUGGCCGAGACCCAAGAUCUUCAUCUGUUACUCUAGUAAAGAUUGUCCCAAACAUCUCGCUGUCAUCCAAAGCUUCGCCUUUUUCCUGCAGGACUUCUGCGGCUGUGAGGUAGCUUUGGACCUCUGGGAGCAUCUGGAGAUCUGUAAAGAGGGUCAGAUGGAUUGGCUGAGCAGACGCAUUAAUGAAGCUCACUACAUCAUCACCGUCUGCUCGAAGGGCCUGAAGUAUUUUGUGGAGAAGAAACACCGGAAGGGCAAAGCCACAUCCAAGGAAAAAAACAGAGAACCGUCCCCCGGCUCUGGUUCUGCAGACGCCAGCAGCAGAGAUCUGUUCAUCGCGGCCACGGCCAUGAUUGCGGAAAAAAUGCGCGAGGUGCAUCAGAAGACCUCCGAUCUGUCGCGCUUCAUGGCGGUUUACUUCGACUACUCCCACGAGAGCGACAUUCCCGCUUCGCUCAGCCUGGCCCCGAAAUUCAAACUGAUGGACCAGCUGCCCCAGCUGUUCGCCCGGCUUCACUCUCGCCAGCUCAGUUUGACCGAUCGCGAGCCUCAGCCGCCCAACGUCAGCAAGCGCAAUUAUUUCCGCAGCAAGUCGGGUCGGUCGCUUUACGUGGCCAUCUGCAACAUGCACCAGCACAUCGCACAAGAGCCCGACUGGUUCGAGAGGCAGCUCAUGCCCCCUCCCGCUCCCAACAAACGCGAGCACGCCGGACUUGAGAAGCUGGACUCUGGACUGGUGCUUAAUGAAGUCAGAUUAAAACAUCCAUCAGAGAGCGACUGCCAGGUUAGGAGCAACGUCCUCAUCCUGCCGACCGUGCCAAAAAUAUCAGUGAUGUCUCUCUCGGGUCCCUCCUCGAGCGCGCUGCAGGAUGAAAUCGGGGAAUGUUCAUCGAGUCGGGAAGCGUCGGGUUCACCGAGGCCCGUUCUUCAUACGGAUGGCUCGGCGAGCCCUCCGGAGAUGCCCAGAGACUCGGGCAUCUAUGACUCUUCUGUGCCAUCUUCAGAACUUUCAAUUCCUCUGAUGGAGGGUCUCUCACCGGACCACGCUGACAUCUGCUCUCUGGCCGACAGCGUUUCAUCCUCCUCAGGAAUCGGUGAUGAGGAGACUCCUACUGUCAGCUCAAUGCAUUGUGCAGAACCCACGAUAUGUAAGGCAGAACUUCAUCACAACAUCCAUUCGAGUGAAGGACUCAUAGCCGCAGCCUCUCUUUAGUGGCCUUUAUCUCAACUUGCAUUGCCACUUUAACUUUGAACUUAUUUGCCAACAAGUCUCAUCAUCAAAUCCAUUAUAAAUAAAAACAUGAACCCUUGAAUCUUCAUCAGGACGUCUUCAUCAGCAGACUGGAUCUCUAGGACUGCAGACUUUAUUUAACCAAAGUUGUUGUGUAGUUUGUAUGGAGUCUUGCUCAUAGUACAGCUGUGUGUUAUAAUCCAACAUCAUCAGAUUGACUUUAUAACCUUCAUUGCUUUGGUUUACAGUGCCUGUGGUCAUGAGGCAUUUUAAUCUUAUUUAUUAUAUUAACUCACUCCAGACGUGUGUGUACAUCAGCUUUAUGUCUUUAUAUUGUUUUACUGAAACUUCUUUGACUACUUAGUUUUAGAAGCAAAGCUGUUUUAUUUAGGCCUAAAUUGAUUUAAAUUAAAAGCGGUUUAUAUAUAAAACAGCACAGGACAGCUGAGCAGAAAUGUUUGCUUGAUCAAGGCAAGUACAAACUAAAAACUGAAACAUGUUAUUUUGAUAAUUUGUUGAGAAUGUGUUGUGUCUUAUUCAGGUUUUGUACAUUUGUUUUUAGAAUAUUAGAGAUUUUCUACAUUAUAUCAACUUUGUACUGUUUUAUAGUACUCUAAUGUAGGAUAUACUAAAGCUAAUAAAAACAAGAUUUAUAUGU
Molecule: messenger RNA, 2982 nt
Organism: Paramisgurnus dabryanus
Lineage: Eukaryota; Metazoa; Chordata; Actinopteri; Cypriniformes; Cobitidae
Gene: il17rd
Product: interleukin 17 receptor D
Molecular function (GO): interleukin-17 receptor activity
Source: RefSeq, a predicted model, not a curated record